Xiphophorus maculatus (southern platyfish) is the source of this 5823-nucleotide messenger RNA. RefSeq names its product potassium voltage-gated channel subfamily B member 1-like (gene kcnb1). Gene Ontology annotation, molecular function: delayed rectifier potassium channel activity; protein binding. The coding region runs from base 462 to 2972 and encodes 836 amino acids. Gene Ontology annotation, biological process: potassium ion transmembrane transport; protein homooligomerization. The transcript has 3 exons. Lineage: Eukaryota; Metazoa; Chordata; Actinopteri; Cyprinodontiformes; Poeciliidae. The record is from RefSeq and is a predicted model, not a curated record. Gene Ontology annotation, cellular component: membrane; voltage-gated potassium channel complex.
UGUUUACAGUGAUUGAGGACUCGGUGCAGGAAGAGUUAAACAGAUGUGGAGGGGAGUUUGGAGCUGCCAUGAAUCCACCUUCACAGAGAUGCGGCGCCUCCUCGCACAGCUGACUGGGAACACAGGUAGUCCGUCCGAAGGGGGCUGUCUGUCGGCGUACUUGUUGAUAUCCGGGCUCAAACAGCGCGGUGAGACAUGCGGAGCGGGAAGCCCGCGGGUUGGCGGUUCGGGUCGUGCUGAGGAUCUGUCUCUGCCAUGUCGGAGACAGAGGAGGGAGAGAUGGGUUAAACCCCGGCAAUUGUAAACCAAUAUCGACGCCUUCUGCUUUUUUUUUUUUUCCUUUUUUUUUUUAAACGCCUCUGCUUCAUCUUCGUUUAUGGCUGCGGAUUGAUUGAUCACAGAGCUGAGACCACAAUGAAAGAAAAGAAUAUCAACAGUAGUCCGUAGUCCUGGAUGUUUGCAUGCUUCCUCAACUCAAAGUCAUCAUGGAAAAAUCCUUGGAUCUAAACAAAGCUGGCUCUCGGUCGACAUCGUCCCUGCCACCUGAGCCAGUGGACAUCAUCCGCAGCAAGUCGUGUUACCGCCGAGUCCGGCUGAAUGUUGGGGGUCUCCCACACGAGGUCCUGUGGCGAACGUUGGACCGGCUGCCUCGGACUCGUUUAGGGAAACUGAGAGACUGCAACUCCCAUGAUUCUCUGAUGGAGGUGUGCGAUGACUACAACCUGGAGGAGAACGAAUACUUUUUUGACCGACACCCAGGGGCUUUCACGUCCAUCCUGAACUUCUACCGCACGGGCAAGCUGCACAUGAUGGAGGAGAUGUGUGCCCUGUCCUUCAGCCAAGAGCUCGAUUACUGGGGCAUUGAUGAGAUCUAUCUGGAGUCCUGCUGCCAGGCGAGGUACCACCAGAAGAAGGAGCAGAUGAACGAGGAGCUGAAGAGAGAGGCUGACAAUUUAAAAGACAGAGACGGAGAGGAAUUUGACAACACCUGCUGUGCAGAAAAACGGAAGAAGCUGUGGGAUCUGCUGGAAAAGCCGAGCUCAUCCGUUGCAGCGAAGAUCUUGGCCAUCAUCUCCAUUCUCUUCAUUGUGCUAUCCACCAUUGCUCUGUCUUUAAACACCCUUCCAGAGCUUCAGGGCACAGAUGAGUUCGGCCAGUCCACAGACAACCCACAGCUAGCGCAUGUGGAAGCUGUUUGUAUUGCUUGGUUUACCAUGGAAUACCUACUUCGCUUUCUCUCUUCUCCCAAUAAAUGGAAGUUCUUCAAGGGUCCUCUCAAUGUCAUUGACCUGCUGGCAAUUCUACCCUACUAUGUCACCAUCUUCCUGACAGAGUCCAACAAGAGUGUGCUGCAGUUUCAGAAUGUCCGCCGUGUGGUUCAGAUCUUCAGGAUUAUGCGUAUCCUUCGUAUCCUAAAGCUGGCUCGUCACUCUACAGGUCUUCAGUCUCUAGGCUUCACACUCAGGAGAAGCUACAACGAGCUGGGCCUGCUUAUUCUUUUCCUCGCCAUGGGUAUCAUGAUCUUCUCUAGUCUUGUAUUUUUUGCCGAGAAAGAUGAAGAGGAUACAAAGUUCAAAAGCAUUCCGGCUUCUUUCUGGUGGGCCACCAUCACUAUGACCACAGUAGGGUAUGGAGAUAUCUAUCCCAAAACUCUGUUGGGAAAGAUUGUGGGGGGAUUGUGCUGUAUUGCUGGAGUGCUUGUAAUUGCGCUACCUAUUCCCAUUAUUGUGAAUAACUUCUCCGAGUUCUAUAAGGAGCAGAAAAGACAAGAAAAAGCCCUUAAAAGAAGGGAGGCUCUUGAGAGGGCAAAACGAAAUGGUAGCAUUGUUUCUAUGAACUUAAAGGAAGCUUUUGCUCGUAGUGCAGAGCUCAUGGAUGUAGUAGUAGAAAAGAGCGAGAGACCUCAUGACAACCACCUGUCCCCAAGUCAUUGGAAAUGGGCGUCCAAAAGAGCUGCAUCAGAGACAAGUUCAAAUCGUUCCUUCAAUGCCCAAGAAAUCGGCUCUCCCUGCAAAGCUCGAGACACCAGUCCCCAAAGAUUGAAUGUCGAGAAAUUAGAAGAGAUGUACAGCCAGAUGGCAAAGACACAGUCACAACCUAACCUCAAUGCAAAAGACAGAGGGUCCAGAGUUAGUAAACAGAGAGAUGAGAUAGAGCUUGGAGCCAUUCAUGACUAUGGACCAUCAGUGCUAGGAGCCAAAGAUGGAGUGGGGGACAUGAAAAGCUUAUCUAGCAUAGAUAGCUACAUCAGUUGUGCUACAGACUUCCAAGAGAAUCCACGAUAUCCCCACAGUCCAGCAGCAGACAUUGGUCUUAAAGAAAGCACACGGUUUACUUUUGGUCCAGUUACAGUUUUGUCUCAGCACAUUAGUAAAAGAAUUGGUCAUCAAAUCAUAGGGCAGCAUGAGUCUGUGCUGAGUCCAGGAUUAAAAUCCUCAGGCCCAGAGAAUACAAGAAGAUUCUUGUUUUCAGGAAACUCCUCAAAAAGCCUUAAAGGAGGCUGCCGUAGCGACGGGGAUUCGGGGCCGUCCCCACUUUCAGACAGCUCAGUUGUCUCAGACCAGUCUCUUUUGAGUCCCGAAGCAUCUGUGUACACCACUGCCAGCAGCAGGACCCCUCCAAAGUCACCAGACAGCACUGCCAUGGCCCCUACAGUUUUCACUUUCCAUGACUCCUCAAUCAGCAAAUACAUCGAUGCUGAUACGGAUGACGAUGAGCACCUCCGGGACAUUACUGAGGCCAGUCCCUCAGAUCGUCUACUGGCUGGUGGCAGCCCAAAACGCAGUAUUAACAUAAAUUACCAGAGGGGGACUAACCAUUUAGAAGCAGCCCAAAAGAUGUUGGGUCAGAACUGUUACUUUCCCCUUGAAGGUAUUCGUGGGAAAGCUCAUGAAAAUCAUAUAGGACCUGACCCAGCACGUAGACCAAAGGCUGAGAGGGGACGACAAAAUACUUUGGACAAAGGCCUUUGAAGUAUAGGUUAUCAGAGACACAUGGAACGCAGGUGGACAUAUGGUUAUUGACAAAAACACCUGGCAAACAGAGCUACUCAAUAAGCUAGAGACAAAGAAAGGUAUAGAGAAGAAGGCUCUCAUAUUUCGCAAAUAACCUGAGCAUGCCGCUAGGGCAACAAGCUAUGUCAAUACAUGUUGGGAAUACUUUGGAAGAAAAGUACCUUAAGUUGGAGAAUGUCACUGCCCCUCCUUUGAGUUAAUUCUUGUGUGCUAUAUUUCACAUCGACAAAGAAUACCCCCAAAUAGCCAUUGGGUUUGUUUAAAAAUGCAGAGUCAGCAGAGAGAUUGAGCUUCGGAUAUAACUGGAAGUAACACAACAAAAUAAUGAUUUCAGCCAAAGGGUUUUUUCAGUUCCAUAAAAAUACAAAGUCCACCUUCUUGUAGUGACUCCCAAUUAUUAUUAUUUUUUUUAUUAUUGGAGACAUACCAGAGGACCUAGAAGCCUAUAAGCUACAUAUUGUGCCCUCCAUUCCCAAACCUGGCCUUAAUCAUUUACAUUUGCAGGGGUGCGCAUACGUGUGUGAGAUAAUUUGAAUAUGAAUGAGUGAAUUAUGAGAAACUGAUGUAAACAAAAUCUUAAAACAAUCUAACCUGAUUUAUUUUUUUAUAGAUAAGAGAAAGUCCCUUAUACAGAAGUGAUUUGCUUGUCUACAAUGUCAGAUUUCUAUGUAAUACAUAAGGUUUAAUGUCUUUGCUUAAGGUCUGCAGUUAUCACAGGAUCCCACUCAUUUCUCAUUGCAUGAGCCUCAUGGCCUCUUUUUAGCAUCUGUCCUGCUAUCUUUUAGGUUUACAUGUUGUGUAUAGAAUGGAUGAAUACAGAACAUCUGCCACUGGAUUUUUUUUAGCAUUGUAUGAUGUUUUAUGAGGAUAAAGGUGGACCUUAGCUGAAAUAUUGGUUAAAGAAAAAUGAGAAACAUCUCAAUUGCUGCAUAAAGUGAUAGCACAUGCACACUCCCACAACAUCAACUUAAAAACAUGAAUUGGCAGUGAAUACAGGUAUAGAAAUGCUUAAAGUGGACUUAUCUUGUAAUGUUUUACAAUGUACUCACAUGAAGUUCACAUUUGAGUGGCAGAUUCUCAGAGUGUGUAAGCUUUGAUUUGACUGACAUUGAGUUUUAAAUAGUUGAAUAGGAUACAAGAACAAAAAAAAUGGGCUUUCCUUCUUUUUUCUCAACGUAAUUAAUUCUAUUAGCACUGACUAUGUUCAAGGAUGAUUUUAUCACCAUUUAUAUAUAGUCACCAGAUUUGAUCCUCACUCACAAAUGCACACGCCUGUUGAAGAUAGCCACUGGCUACAUAGAUACCGAUAUUUUCCAUGGAGACAUGAUUCAAUCAACAUUGCUUUCAAGAGGAAAGCAAAGGUUUGUUAAUUAGUGUUGGAGGUCUGCAUGUCACAGAUGCUUGUAGGCAUAUAUCCUCACUGAUUAAAGACAUGUCCAUAAUGUGGCAGGAGUCUAUGAUAGUUGCAUGCCAAAUUCACUCCUCACUGUGUGUUUUUUAUGAACAAUGUGUCAUUACAAACUUAUGAUGUAAGAAUCUGUAAAGUUCAGCAAAUGCUCCAUAUCCAACAUUUUUGUAUCUCUAUAUCAUACCUCAGAAAACUAAAUUCGCCAGCUUGUUUACAUUGCCCUAUACAGCACUGUAAAAAGGUGAUCGCCCCUCACACAUUUCUUCAGGGGUUUCUGUUGCUUUUUUUUGACAUGCUUAAGCAUUUCACGUCAACCAAAAAAUGUUCUCACCCAGUACAACUAACCAGUGGGAAUACAAAAUGAUGUUUUCAAGUCAUGAUUUUAUUUGUCCGCCUUUUUUUAUUCACGUGUGAUUAACUACAUUAUUUUUGUUCAUCAAGGGUGGCAAUUUCAUAAGCCACCCUUAGGGUUGAUUAUGAUCAUAUCAGGGGAAUUUAAAACAAGAAACCAAAACUCUUUAAUAGUAUGUGUCUGACAACAUGAACCAUAGUAAGAGAUUUCAAACUAUUUUUUUCUUUAUACAAGGCAUAAUGCUGAAAAACCAUCCAUUGUGUUUGACUUAAAACAAUUCUGCAAAGAACAGUGGCCCAAAAUAUCUCCUUAUGGAAAUAAAAGUCUUUGUCAGUUUACUCAAAUACCUGAUGGGAGAGUUUGCUGCCAGCUAUGAGGUUUAUGUGACGAUUACUUUUAUACAUAGGGCCACAUUGUUUAGGUUGUUUUUUUUCCCCCUCUAAUAAGCAAAACAUCAUUUGAAUAAUACAUUUCUUUUAUUUCCUCAGGCUAUUUUGUUAGAUGGUAAAAUCCUUUGGUGACAUUUAAGUGAGAGAAGAAAAAAAGCAAACAAAAACAAACAAAAUGUGCAAGGGACCAAAUCCUUUUUACAGCACAAAACAAGCACAAGUAUGACCAUGAGGGUCUGCAGAUGUACAUCUGCAGAUGUACAUCUGCAGAUGUACCAUUCUUGCUCAGUCUAUGCCACUCUGACACCACUAAGCUAGGCCUAAAAUAAAGAGGAAGAGCAAGCAAAUUUUCUUUCAUUGACUUAUGUGUUUUUUUAGAUGAUGGAUAGAAGAACAUCUCCAAACUAGAAAAACAUCUAGCAAGGAAUUCAGAACUUGCUGAUUAUGAUUGUUGAGUAAUAAAGCACAGCAACAGCCAUAAUUAAUCUCUUUACCUAAUUUACCAAAAGACAAAGCAUCAAAAAUUAAAUUUUUGGUCUAAUAUUGUAAUGAGCAUAAUCCCUUGUUUAAAAAGAUGCUCCAUACUUCAUAUCCACGAUACACUGCUGGCUGCCACUCACUCCCAUCCAGGAGUUAGCACCAGGUCAGAGCUCCCCUACU